Lucilia cuprina (Australian sheep blowfly) is the source of this 5694-nucleotide messenger RNA. RefSeq names its product phospholipid-transporting ATPase IF. The transcript is spliced from 11 exons. The coding region runs from base 1299 to 5426 and encodes 1375 amino acids. Gene Ontology annotation, biological process: phospholipid translocation. Gene Ontology annotation, cellular component: endoplasmic reticulum; trans-Golgi network; plasma membrane. Gene Ontology annotation, molecular function: ATP hydrolysis activity; ATP binding; magnesium ion binding. The record is from RefSeq and is a predicted model, not a curated record. Lineage: Eukaryota; Metazoa; Arthropoda; Insecta; Diptera; Calliphoridae.
UAAAUUUUUUUAAUAUUAAAAUUAUUUAUUCAAUUUGAUUGUUUUUUGUUCACUGGGAAAUUAUAAACAAACCUAUAAAUCGCUAAAGAAAUAAAUAAAGUUUAAUUAAAGAGAACAACAGAAAGAGAGCUAAGAUAAAAUCAAAGUUUCGAAAUACAAAAUGUAUCAGUUGAGAUCACAAUGUUUUCUUCUUCUUCUUUCUAAGACCAGUUUCAAGUUCAGUCUGUAGUCUUUCAGUCACAAUCAGUCAGUGUUUGAAUGCUUCAGUGAACGCAACUCGUUGUCUCAAAAAGAAAAAAAUAAUAAUAAUAAUAAAACGGUUAUACGUGUAGCGGGUUUAAAAAAAUAUCUGAAAGAUACCAAAAAAAAAACGGUUUUAUUUUUAAAGAAAUGAAAAAAGAAAAAAUCAAAUUUCUUACUGACUUUACAACCAAAGAAAUGUGACCUUUUCCUAUCAACAUUUCUCAAUUUUCAGAAAAGAAAAAAUAAAUCUUUUGGAAAUGAAAGUUGAAAAAAAGAAUUCGUUCGUAUACAUAAGUGAUUCAGUCAUUGUGCGCAGAUAGUUGCGGUAAAAAAAGUUCAAAAAAGUUAAACGAAUCGAGAAAGGGGCAAAACAUAUAAAAUGAAAAGAAACACAUUAAUAAAAUUGUAUAUAAUUUAGGUUUCUUGAAUUUUUUCGGUGAAAUAUAAUUAAAUGGUGAAUUAUUGUUAAUAGUUCGAUCGAUCAUUGAUUAAGAUUUCAUUAAUAAUUUAACUAAAUGAUUUAUGUGUGAAUUUCAUGUACAAGAGACAACAAACAAAAAAUAGUAUUAACUAGAUCGUCAAUUUGUAAACUUGUAAAACUUUUUUUAUAAAAAUAAAAUAAAUCUGUAUCCACAACUGAAAAAUACAUCAAAUACAAAAUGUAUGUUAAAGUUUAACGGCAACAAAUUCAGAAAAAAAUAACAAGUUUUUACUAUCAUUUCAAAAUAAAAGUGUAAAGUGAGAAAAACAAAAACCCAAAAUCCCCCACUAUUUGAUCAAAAAAAAAAAAAAAGAAAACAAUAAUAAUAACAACAAAUGAUACGCAUUACACGCCUGCAUAACAAAGUGAAAUUUUUUGCGGAAAUAAAAAUUUUAUUCGAUACCAACAACUAAAUUAUACGACGUAUUACUCCUUUGUUUGUUUGUUAAACUAAUAAUUAAAUAUUACACUUAAACCUAAUAAAAAUCAUAUUUCCGUUUAUAUUGUUAUUAAAAUAAAAAGAAAAUAAAAUUAUUUUCAAUAAAAAUUGUGUGAGAGUUUUUUUUUUUAAAUCAUGAAUUUUGUGGCUCGUCAUGAUCAUUUGACCGGUUAUAGACGUGUUAAUACCACUACCACCUACGGCGUACCACAGUGGCCAAAAGAUGAUGAUGAUGCUGUUACCACCAGAAGAUUUGUUAAGGAGAGUGUUUCGUGGAAGUGGCAUAAGGGUUCGCGUGUCAGCACCAUUAAUGAUUGGCUACAAAUCAAAAUCGGAGGCGAUGAGGAGGUGAAAAAGAAAAAGAGAAAACAAAAAUUAAAUCGUAUAAAAUCGACAAAAUACACAUUCAUCACAUUUCUGCCACAAAAUCUACUGGAACAAUUUCGGCGAAUAGCGAAUUUUUAUUUUUUAGUCAUGACCAUUAUAUCGCUAUUAAUUGACAGUCCAGUAUCACCAAUGACAUCGUUACUACCGCUAGUAUUUGUAAUUGCUGUGACAGCUGCCAAACAAGGUUAUGAAGAUUUCUUACGCUAUAAAACCGACAAUAUAGUCAAUUGUUCACCAGUAACCGUUAUACGUAACGGUGUGGAGGAACAUAUACAAUCCCAAUAUGUAGCGCCUGGUGAUCUAGUGCUAGUCGAAAGGGAUUGUGAUGUACCCUGUGAUUUGGUAUUAAUACGUUCCUCAGAUCCUCAUGGCAAAUGUUUUAUAACCACGGCCAAUUUAGAUGGUGAAUCCAAUCUAAAAACUUUAAUGGUUCCCCGAGAUCUACCGCUUGUGGAACUGGAUAAAAUGCAUAAAUUGGGUGUUAUAGAGUGUGAAAGUCCUAAGACUGAUUUAUAUAGUUUUAAUGGUAAAAUUGAGUUGGCCGGUUCGGAGGGUAAAGUAUUACCCCUAACAGCCGAGAAUGUACUGCUAAGAGGUUCAAGAGUUAAAAAUACCGAAUGUGUUAUAGGCUGUGCUGUUUACACGGGCAUGACCACUAAACUACAAUUAAAUUCCCGCCUAACACGCAAUAAAUCGGCCUCCAGUGAAGUAUACAUUAAUCGCUUUUUAAUCUUCAUUUUAGUGGUACUCAUAGCCAUAGUCACUAUUUUAUAUUUCCUUAAAAGAUACGAUGAAAUGUUUGUUAUACCUCAUCUGGCCUAUUUGGGUCCACCGGCCGAUAGUUAUAGUGUUAAACAAUUUCUUCAGGAUUAUUUAUCAUUUUUGAUAUUAUUCAAUUAUUUGAUACCCAUUUCUCUGUAUGUAACCAUUGAAAUGCAUCGUGUUUUGGGCGGCCUAUUUAUGGAAUGGGAUACUCAACUGUACGAUGAGGCUACCGAUCAACCUUGUAUUGUUAAUACUUCAAAUUUAAAUGAAGAAUUGGGUCAAAUCAAUAUAUUAUUUUCGGAUAAAACUGGUACUUUGACUAAAAACGAAAUGAUAUUUCAACAGUGUUCGAUAGCGGGACGAAAGUAUUUGUAUAAGAAGACACGUCUUCAGGAGGAGGGUCAAACGUUUGAGGUGGACAUUAAUAAGUUUAAUAAAGAUCAAAAAAACUUCUUCCAAGCUUUAACCAUUUGCCAUACGGUGCAAGUGGCUGGUGAUAUGAACAGUAAUAAUGGUGAUAAACAAAUAAAUGCCACAGAGGCUGAAGUAAAAACACCAAAUACUGGACCUACCACAGGUGCCAGUGCUCUAUCGAAAAUGUAUUCGAUAUCGGACAUAACCGAAGAAAGUCAUAAUUCUAGUCAACAAAGUGAUGUCAAUGCUAUUGAGACAUCACUAUCUACAGAUCCUAAUGGUAGUCCUAGUAUUAAGAACUCAAUACAAGUGACAUCUGAUGUUAAUCCGUUAUUGGAUGAAAAGGUCGAAAGACGUAAAAGACCACAAAUUGUUAAAAGAAGUCCUAAUUUUACGCGUACCAAUACAAGAGUACAUCCUAUGUCAAUGCCUCCGCAGGGUAUGGAAAUGGUUAAUGGUGUUGGGGUGACAGGAGGUCAUAGUGUCGAGGGAAGGCAAGUUAUGUUUCCUACCUCCUUGCAAAGUAUACCCACGGGUAGACCUUUGUCUAUGCAAUUUAAACGUUCUACCUCAGAAGUUGAUUUACCAGAAUAUGGUGGUGCUAAUGGUGGAGCCAUGGGUGGUGUGGGAGCUAUAGGUCAUCGUAGAUCUCAAUCAUAUGGAGCUCCUGGAGCUUAUAUAACUCAGACAGCUAAUACUCCAGGAGUUGUAUAUCGCACUAGCAGUACAGCAUCCCGAGAAUCUUAUGCUGCCCCUAAUUUCCAAAGACAACCUACCAUACUUAUUAGAGCAGAGUCAAUGAGAAGGAAAAGUGAAAUCGAACAAGUUGUACACACCUUAGAUUACCAAGCCUCCAGUCCCGAUGAGAAGGCCCUAGUCGAAGCCUGUGCCCAUCUGGGUCUCGUCUAUAUUGGUGACGAUGAUGAGAUAUUAAAAAUUCGCGUCACUCCACCCCACAUGGACUAUUCGCGACCCUUUAGUGUGGGAAAGGUAAACGAAAUAAAUUUCGAUCGUCUGCAUGUCUUGGAAUUCACUUCCGAUCGCAAACGAAUGAGUGUUAUAAUUAAAGAUGAAAAUGGUACUAAAUGGAUUUAUACAAAAGGUGCUGAAAGUUAUGUCUUUCCUUUGUGCAGUAAUAACUCUAGAGAUUUGGUGGCUAAAACCGAUACUCAUAUCAGUGAUUUUGCACGUUUGGGUCUUAGGACACUGGCUAUAGCAAGGCGUAAGAUUGGCGAUGAAGAGUAUAGAGAGUUUUUAGCGGAGCUAAAUGAAGCUAACAGUUCGUUGGAGAAUCGCAAGGAGUUGAGUGAGAAGUGUUAUGCGAAAAUAGAGAGUAAUUUAGAUUUAUUGGGUGCCACCGCCGUAGAAGAUGCCCUACAGGACGAAGUGGCCGAUACUUUAAUAUCUCUACAAAAAGCCGGUAUUAAAAUCUGGGUCUUGACUGGAGACAAAGUUGAAACUGCUCUUAACAUAGCGCUCUCUUGUGGUCAUAUACCGCAAAAUGCUUUCAAAUACUUCAUCAUUGAAUGCUCACGCAAAGAAGACAUGUUGACACAUUUGAAUUCUCUAGAUCGGGAAAUAAUUUUCGGCAUUGGUCGUGAAUGUGCUCUACUUAUCGACGGUAAAAGUUUGGCCGUUGCCUUGUCCGAGACACCCAAUGAAUUCCGUGAUGUGGCCAUUAAAUGUACAGCAGUAUUAUGUUGUCGUUUAAGUCCUUUGCAAAAAAGUGAAGUGGUAUCGUUGAUCAAGACGGCGCCUCAAAAUUAUAAUACUGCUGCCAUAGGUGAUGGUGCCAAUGAUGUUAGUAUGAUACAGGAGGCUCAUGUGGGUAUUGGUAUAAUGGGUAAAGAGGGUCGACAGGCAGCUCGUUGUGCUGAUUUUGCUUUUGCCAAAUUUUGUAUGUUAAAAAGACUAUUGCUGGUUCAUGGUCAUUAUCAUACGACACGUUUAUCGUUUUUGGUUUUGUACUUUUUCUAUAAAAACAUAUUCUUUAUGGGUAUUAUGUUCCUAUUCCAAUUUCAUACGCUUUUCUCCUCAUCGUCGGUCUAUGAUUCUUUGUUCUUGACUUUAUACAACGUGAUAUAUACUUCGUUACCGAUCUUCUUUAUAUCACUAACGGAGAAACCCUAUACGGAGGAGACGUUAAUGAGGGAACCUGAGCUAUACAAGAAAAACACCAAUAACAAACAAUUACAAUGGCCCUUUUUCCUCGCUUGGAUCCUCUAUGCCAUUUAUCAUACCCUGAUCUGUUUCUAUUUUGCCUUCUUUGUUUUCUCCACCAAUGAUGUUAUACUUAAUGUGGGACAAACGGCUGAGUUUUCUUGUUUUGGCACUUUGCUCAUCCAACUAGUGGUGAUAGUGGGAAAUUUAAAAUUAUGGCUAGAAUCGAAAUAUCUGAGCUAUUGGUAUAUAGUUACCAUUAUCGGUUCGAUAUUAGCAUUUAUGAUUACCACUGUUAUUUACAAUGUUAUAGAUUUCCACUACGAUACCGAUAUCUAUUGGGCCUAUAAUAAACUUUUAAGUUCUAUACCCGUUUGGCUGUUUUGUAUUGUUACCACUGUAGCCUGUUUGCUGCCCGAUUUUACCUUCCGUAUGGCUAAAAGAGGCUUAAAUCUUCCCCAACGUAGUUUCUUUCCGGGCAAAGAACGUUUACGUCUAUUGCAAUUGAGACGUAAAGUAGAAUCAACCCAUUUAUAGUUUUAAGAAAAUGUCUAAAGAAAGUAAAGUCAUAAAGUAUUGUUUUAAGAAAGUAUUGAAUUUUAACUGUUAUUUAGGUUUAAGUAUAUAUAGUUAAAUUACAAUAAGUUAUUUGUGUAAUAUAAUUAUUUAUCUUGUAAGAGUCUAUUCAGUGCCAAAAAAUAGUUUUUUAAGAAAAUUUUAUUAAUUUAUUUUAUACCAUGACAAACCAAGUGCUGUAAAUAAAGUUACCAUUUGAAGAAAAAAAAAUGAUAAAUUGAAAAGACGA